Molecule: messenger RNA, 753 nt
Organism: Symbiodinium sp. CCMP2592
Lineage: Eukaryota; Dinophyceae; Suessiales; Symbiodiniaceae
Source: the annotation of a GenBank genome assembly
AUGUCCUUUCCGUGUGAUUAUUUCCUGCCUUUGCCGAACAGUGAUCGCUCAGGCGUGCGGCAGACGAUGGCAGACUAUCCCCAGACAGUGGCCUUGACCAAAUCUGCUUGGCGAAUGCUCCGCGAGUCCCUGCGUUUCUGGAGCGAGCACUCGGAGCGUAACUGGCUGGUGUCCCUGCUCGCCAGUUUAGGUGUGCCACGUGAACAGAGAGACUUUGUGGGGCGCUGGCAUGCUGCGUCAUCCUCCGACGAGUACAUGCGCACUGCUAGGCAGAUCGUCUUGCAACUGCAAAAGGCAGCUGUGCGUGGUCUGGCUGAGAACGCUGAGUUAUGCCGUGCCCAGGAGCAAAAGCUCUUGCUCACCUUGACUGAAGUAGCGACGCCGCUGCAGCCUGACAACGUGGCCGGCGCUCCGAGCGACCUGCCAUGGCCCGCCAUUCCUGAAGCUGACGCAGUUGCACAUCCGACUGCUGAUGAAGAGGCUCCAUACUACAUUUCCGUGGUCGGCAAGAGACGUUUCCGCCGCUUCCAGCGCAAGGGCGGUUGUGGCACAGUUCCUGGUGGCCUGCACGAGAUGAUCCCAUUGCAGCACCUGAGGGGAGCGGAAUACGAUUUUGCCUGCAAGCAUUGCGGGCGUCGGGGCAAAGCCCCGGACAAGGCUGCUGAGCUGUCCGAGGGCAGCAGUAGCGAAGGAAGCUCAUCUUGCAGUUCGAGCAGCGAAUCUGCUACGGAAGCGGAGUCGGACGGCGAGUAG